AUGUUAAUAGGAGAGACCGAAGCAGUCCAAAAGGAGACCGAGUGUUUGAUAAAAAAGGCUUUAUAUCUCACCCUGAAUGAAGAAGGUAGAUCUAAAAAACUAAAGUUUGAAGAACUUCUUAAGGGAGUUAAUAUUAUAGAUUUUGAACCUGACAACAAGUAUAUGCAGGAUGAUCUUAUUGAUAUUGAACUGAUGUUUGAACCUCAACAAGAACAAGAAGAAAACAAAGAUGAAGAGAAAGCAGAAGGGAAGAGCUCAACUAUGCAACUAGUUAAUACACCGUCUAUAGAUACUCAGACUGCAUCGAUAACUAAAAAAGUAAGUGUAAAUAUUGAUGAAAGUCAAAAGGAAAAGAUAGAUGAUAAGAAGGAUGAAGAAGCACCACUUAAUUUUCAACCCAUUGACAAUCAACCACCAUCGGUCAAAGAAAGUAUUAAUGAAAAGAAGGAUGAGGCAGCAUCGGUGAAUGAACAAAAUGUGGACAAUCAACCACCACCGGUAAAGGACACCACUGAAAAAGAUAAGAUAGAGAAGGAGAAAACAAAGAAAGUAAAGGUAGAGAAAAAGGAGACAGAGGAGAAGAGAACAAGAGAAAAGAAGACUACACCUAAGAUCACUCCUGAGUCCAAGAAAAAAAUAAUUGAUGAUGAUGAUGAUGUCUCGGUUAGUAUUAAAGGCCCUAUUGACAUGGACAACUUAAGUUCCUCUCAAUUAAUGGAGAUUGCACGUGCAAUGAAAUCUAGAGCCCAAAAUAAAAGAAUGAAGGAACAACGGAGAAAGAUAGAAAUAAUCAGAACAAUAGUUGAUAUCUUGUCUAGUCUCCUACCCAAGACUGAUACUAAAUAUUUUAUUACUCCCAUGGACAAACUUGGACAGUUAAUUACCGAUGCUAGAGAUCAACUUAAAACUUUUGAAGAAGUAGCAUAUAUACGAGUUGAAAAGUGCUACAAGAAGAAAAGGGCAAAACAACUGAUGUUUGUGUAG
Messenger RNA from Cryptomeria japonica (Japanese cedar), 984 nucleotides. RefSeq lists its product as uncharacterized. The transcript has 2 exons. Lineage: Eukaryota; Viridiplantae; Streptophyta; Pinopsida; Cupressales; Cupressaceae. The record is from RefSeq and is a predicted model, not a curated record. Bases 1 to 984 code for a protein of 327 amino acids.